AUUUAGUUUUAUCUUCCGCGUCGGCCUCCAUUUUCCUAUCUGCGCAUCUCUCUCCGGCUUCCCCGUCUCAGAUCUCCAGCUCGACGGGCAGUCGCAGUUUCUCACUGCAGUGAUCGGAGUGGAGAGUGUUCGCUUCACUUCAUCGGUGCUCGAUUUCCGUUGACCAUUAAGAACUAGAGAAAUCUUAAGGGAUCAUUGAAUCAUGAGUUGCUUCAGCUGUUGCGAAGAAGAUGAAAUACAUAAAGCUGCUGAUAACGGAGGGCAAUACACUGUUAAAAAUGCAACAGGAAGUGAUGGAAACUAUCAUACUUCAGAAACUACAUCUAGAAGUGCUCAAGCUGUGAAAAUUCAGCCCAUUGAAGUCCCAGAAAUUCCAGCAGAUGAACUAAAGGAAAUUACUGAUAACUUUGACACGAAAUCUUUGAUUGGGGAGGGGUCAUAUGGUAGAGUUUAUUAUGGAGUUCUUAAGAGUGGGCAGGCUGCAGCAAUCAAGAAGUUGGAUGCUAGCAAACAACCUGAUGAUGAAUUUUUAGCCCAGGUUUCUAUGGUGUCAAGGCUGAAGCACGAAAACUUUGUUCAAUUGCUUGGUUACUGUGUGGAUGGGAGCUCUCGUAUACUUACCUAUGAAUUUGCAUCUAAUGGAUCGCUUCAUGAUAUUCUUCAUGGAAGGAAAGGUGUGAAGGGAGCACAGCCUGGGCCUGUUCUUUCAUGGGUGCAACGAGUAAAAAUUGCUGUAGGAGCUGCAAAAGGGCUUGAGUACUUACAUGAAAAGGCUGACCCACACAUCAUUCAUCGUGACAUUAAGUCCAGCAAUGUAUUGAUAUUCGACGAUGAUGUGGCAAAGAUUGCUGAUUUUGAUUUGUCUAAUCAAGCUCCCGAUAUGGCAGCACGUCUUCAUUCCACUCGUGUUCUUGGAACUUUUGGUUAUCAUGCUCCUGAAUAUGCAAUGACUGGGCAGUUAAAUGCCAAGAGUGAUGUUUAUAGCUUUGGCGUUGUCCUGCUUGAGCUUCUGACAGGGAGAAAACCUGUUGAUCAUACAUUACCUCGUGGACAGCAAAGUCUAGUUACAUGGGCUACGCCGAAACUCAGUGAAGACAAGGUAAAGCAAUGUGUCGACGCAAGACUUGGAGGAGAUUACCCUUCUAAAGCUGUUGCAAAGAUGGCCGCUGUUGCUGCCUUGUGCGUGCAAUACGAGGCUGACUUCCGGCCAAAUAUGAGCAUUGUUGUCAAAGCUCUUCAGCCACUGCUAAAUGCACGACCUGGACACGGUGGUGAGACACCAAGCUCAUAACUCUCUCUCUCUCUCUCUCUUGUUGUUGUGGGCCUAUAUGUGUGUGUGGACAUGUUCACAUAUGCAUGCGAAAAUAUAUGACAAAGGGAUUGUCUUAAAAAGGCGGUUGUAAUUUGUUUAUUCUAGUUUUCAUGUGCUUCUAUAUGUACACUGUAUUAUCCCAUUUGUUCAUAAGGUGUGAGGUUGUCUCUUUUUUGCUUCCCUGUCACUACCAUACUUUAUGAUUUGAUAUUGAGAAUCAAUUUCUUUAUUCAUU
Messenger RNA from Rubroshorea leprosula, 1547 nucleotides. Lineage: Eukaryota; Viridiplantae; Streptophyta; Magnoliopsida; Malvales; Dipterocarpaceae. The record is from the annotation of a GenBank genome assembly.